AUGCUCGAGUACUACAUGGAGAGGGACUGCCAGCUGCAAAGUAUUGGCGGACUUCUCGACUCAAAGGGUUAUGGAAUCGCAGUUCCUAAAGGGUCACCACUUCGGGACAUACUGUCUCGAACGGUUCUACAACUGCAGGAACGGACUAUACUCGAGGCCCUAAAGAGCAAAUGGUGGCGCGAUAUGAGAGAAGGUCCAUCCUGUUCUCCGCAAUCAGAGAAGUCUCGGGCGUCUCCUCCUCAAAGUGUUUUU
Messenger RNA from Ostertagia ostertagi, 252 nucleotides. NCBI's taxonomy places the organism in Eukaryota, Metazoa, Nematoda, Chromadorea, Rhabditida, Trichostrongylidae. The record is from the annotation of a GenBank genome assembly.